GCGGUUCUCACCUCGCCUGCUGCCGGUCACCUUUCACAGAGAUUUUAACCCUGAAAUCCCGUCAGAGUCAAUGUAGCCGUGCUGCUAACAUGGAGGGGAGCGACUUUCGGAAAUUUUACGGGAUUCUUACGUCCUUGCUGUUGGUGUGUGGAGGAAUUUCACCGGUUUUUUGUACCACAGCUAUGGGUACCACACCACCUCCGAGUACCACCGACGUCACAGGUACCACGGCGACUGGAGGUACAACACCAGACCAAAGUACUGCAGCAACAGUACCAACAUCGGCGCCUGGUACAUCAACAGCAAUGGACGCCUCUACGGAUACUCGAACACUGACUACAGCUACCCAGUUCACUACAACAGACAUUACAAAUACCAUCGCAAAUGGGGAUACAACAUCUAAUGAUAAUGGUACUACAACGCCGAUACCAACAACGCCCCCUGCUACAACAACGGACGUGGACGCUUCAACAGAUACUCGCACACUUGGUACAGCAUCCACUGUUACCCAGGUCACUGGCACAGCUGAAAAUUCCACAGAAUUCUCCACAAAAAUCACUACGUUUCCUCCAACUUCCUCACCAGGAGGGGAAACUACGACCGAAAAUAUGUCGACAAGAGAAGCCCAGACUGAAUCCACGAUACAGACCACCACAGGGGAUGUCACGGAAAGUUCAACAAUUUUGACAACAAAUAUAAUUUCGACAGCUGAGCUGGAUAGAACGUCUGACACGUUGACCACAACAGACGCGAGAACUGAGUUGUCGGAAACUACGUCAGCCGAAGGCACGGAGGUGGCAUCCACUACGUACGUCACAGAGUUAAGAACAGGUACUACCGGCCAGCAGCUGACAACGGAGAGAGAAACUACAAUGGCGGCCACAGCAGGGGUGAUGACGUCGAUGACGACCUUCCCGUCAUCCAUUGCGACAUCCGAAACAAGUACAGGGUCCGAGAAUCCAACCGUUACCAUAGAAACGAACAGCAUAGCAACCACUGAGGGAAGCACAGAGGUCAUCAGUACAGUUGAAAGAACAACUGACAUCACAGAUGCUCCUUCGAGUGUUUCAGGCUCUACGCAAGCGCAGAUGACUGGGGUGCAAACUACAUCCGGGAUACUGUCUAGUGACGUAACGACGCCUCCACCAACCACAGCUGUCGAAAUAUCUACUGAUGCAACCGAAUUAUCGUCUUUCGGGACCGAAGUAACGACCGAAGAUUCUGUUACGGUACGAACUACAACCGAGGCCUCCUCAACUGGUUUGAGUACAUCAGGGGUACCGUCCAGUGACGUAACAACGCCUCCACCAACCACAGUUGCUGAGAGAUCUACCGAUACAACCUACUUGUCGUCUGUUGGUACCGAAGUUACAACAGCAGAUUCUUUUACGUCAGUCAAUAACCGAAAGAACAACUGCUCAGACAUCCACUCCUCAACCAACCGCCACAAGUCCACAAGUUACGACGGACGUUUCAACAGAAGAGGUUACAACUGGCUCAGAAUCAGGUACACUGGAAUCGACGACGUCAGGGACAGUGAUGACGUCGGCAGCACAGUCUUCUACGUCACAGUCAGGUACACCGGAAUUGACGACGUCAGGGACAGUGAUGACGUCGGCAGCACAGUCUGCUACGUCACAGUCAGGUACACCGGAAUCGACGACGUCGGGGACAGUGAUGACGUCAGCAGCACAGUCUACAGCGGGGACGACGAAACAAACAACUUCAGGGGUGUUCACUACCGACAUUGUGACAGAAACGUCAGGUAA
Messenger RNA from Branchiostoma belcheri (Belcher's lancelet), 1769 nucleotides. RefSeq names its product mucin-5AC-like. The record is from RefSeq and is a predicted model, not a curated record. The transcript has 4 exons. NCBI's taxonomy places the organism in Eukaryota, Metazoa, Chordata, Leptocardii, Amphioxiformes, Branchiostomatidae. Bases 90 to 1769 code for a protein of 559 amino acids.